AUGAGUGAGGAUGGUGAAACCAAGGCUGAGAAGCCAUUAACAAUGAAGGGAUUUGAUGCUAUAUAUAGAGCUCUGGACUCUAAAGCAGCCCAUACAUCAUUUGGGACCCUCCCAUUGUCAUAUGAGCAAACUGCUCCCAAUUUUAAAUUUGGAACUCAGAAAAAGUCUGAUGGAGACAAGGUCUUUAUGGGUGAGGAAAUGGCUAGGAAUAUCAACCAAGGAAAGCACUCUCCAGGGCCUGUCUAUGAGACACAUGAUAAGAACAAAUAUGAUAAAGCUCCUGGCUGGGGCUUUGGCACUGAUGGAAAAAUGAAGAAAAUUAAACCAAAAUUCGAUUUUUAUGAAAAUGACCGUUUCUUUGACGAUCCAAUUGAUGCAGAUCAUAAUAGGAAAAGGAAAACUUGAGCCCCCAAGUUUGGAACUGAGCCGAGGUUCCAAGUGAAUGCUUUUGAGAAAAGUCCUGGACCAGGAUAUGAUCCUCAAGAUAAACCAGAAAAGAGAAAGGAGCCAAAGUAUACUUUUGGCUUUAGAAGAACAAAGGGAAAUCAGAAUGCUUUAGUGAAUCAGACUGCGACUACUAAGACAGUAGGACCUGGCCGCUAUGCCCCUGAAUCAUCGGUGAAUCCCAGCAAUAGAAAGAAUAACCCAAGAUGGACUCUUUCAAAAGCAGGAAGGUUUGCUACAGGAAUCAAGGGAUUCGACAAACACCAGACUUAUGAGACAAGAGGAGCAGUAGGAAGCCAGUAUAACUCAAAGAAAAGAACAGCACCUUCAGCUCACUUCGGUACUGCUCCAAGAGACAUAUCCUCUAAAAUGGGAACCUUUAAGGAUAACAUGACUGGUGCUAUGAAAGUUAAGAUGCCUCAUUCUAAAUGGUAA
This is a messenger RNA of Moneuplotes crassus, 879 nucleotides long. NCBI's taxonomy places the organism in Eukaryota, Ciliophora, Spirotrichea, Euplotida, Euplotidae. The record is from the annotation of a GenBank genome assembly.